This is a messenger RNA of Scleropages formosus (Asian bonytongue), 1034 nucleotides long. Its product is annotated as translocon-associated protein subunit delta-like. Gene Ontology annotation, cellular component: endomembrane system; endoplasmic reticulum; membrane. Bases 108 to 611 code for a protein of 167 amino acids. The record is from RefSeq and is a predicted model, not a curated record. Lineage: Eukaryota; Metazoa; Chordata; Actinopteri; Osteoglossiformes; Osteoglossidae. The transcript is spliced from 6 exons.
CCAGAGGUCAUUGCGCGCUGGCGCUGAGGUGGCUUUACGGAAGGGGAAGGAAGGGGGGCUGCUGUACAUAAACAAAUUAGCACAUUGGUGAUGAAAAGGAGUUGAAAAUGUUACGGAUCGGCGCUUUACUAGCUCUUUUCGUCUGUCUCUGUACAGCGGAGAGCUGCACGGGUCCCGUCAUCACGCCAUCCUCCUACACAACUACAGACGCUGUCAUUUCCUCAGAAUCUGUGUUUAUCGUGGAGCUCAGUUUGUCCUGCGCCAAUGGAGCUCAGAGUGUGGCUCUGUAUGCUGAUGUCAAUGGGAAACAGUUUCCUGUAACCCGUGGACAGGAUGUUGGGAAGUACCAGGUCUCUUGGAGUCUCCCUCACAAACAAGCCAUCUCAGGAACGUAUCAGGUCAAAUUCUUUGACGAGGAGUCAUACAGUGCACUGCGCAAGGCUCAGAGGAACAAUGAGGAUGUAGAGUCCAUCAAACCCUUGUUCUCAGUAAAUGUGGAUCACCAGGGAGCAUGGAGUGGUCCAUGGGUCUCCACAGAGGUUUUGGCUGCUGCUGUUGGUAUCCUGGUGUACUACCUGGCCUUCAGUGCAAAAAGCAGCAUCCAGGCAUAAGACGCAUACCACCUACAUACCUGCUGCACUGACCCUAGUGACUGAGGGAGGCGUACCGUAAAAAAUGACUAGAUUUGUGUGUGCGUUUAAUGACUGUCCGCUGGCCUUUGACUUAGACAUCAACCGUGUUUCCCGUUGACUAGUUACACUGACUGAUAUCUGGUAAGACACCGCAGUAGACUUCUGUUCCAGAUGAGAUACAUUUUCGAUGCGCUUAUCACUGCAUUUGACGUAUGGAUCAGUUGUGUACACAGUGAUGCAUCUCAAGGAGUUGUGUAUAUAACCCAGUGGGACAGAUACAUGAGGACAUCAAAAUUGUGCACAUACUCUCUGACUUCUGUACUCAACUGAUGAACUAGGAAGUGUGUUUAAAAGGGGGAGUGUAUGACUUAAGAUACAGUGGCUUGUCUGUUGAAUAAAUUA